AUGCUUACAAAAGAUGAGGCUUUGGAUAAACGACAAGUGACAUUUACACUUCGCUCUGAAACAUUGUUUGGCCUAAUUUACCAGAGUAGAUCAAAUAUUAGCUUACAAGAAAUUAGAGAAUAUUACAUUAAUUCUGGAAGUAAUAUUUUUGAGACUUGUUUUCACUUCUUGCAGCCUUGUAUCAUCUCAAAUGCCAAUAGCAAGGUGAAGAAACCAGUGACGAAACAAAAGAUUGACAUUGCAUUAGAGCUGUUAAAACAAAUUAGGAAGACAAAGGAGCUAAAGUUGGUUAUCAAUUUAUUAUCUAAAGAAUUAGGAAUGUCGAAAAAUGAAUUCUUUACAGUUUUAGCAGCAGCUAUCGAGAAGUCAAAAAUUAAUACCAGUGCAAAAUUGUCCCACCCUCAAAUUAUUGCAUUGAUUGAUACCUAUGUCAAAACCAGAGAUCCAAGCACGAUUUUUGAUUUUCUGAUCACCCGAGGAUCCCUUUCUUCCUUGUCCAAUUCAACCACUCCUCUAUUAGGGAUUGGUUCUGUUAUAUCACCCAUGCUGGCCAAACCUAUCAAGCAGAGAGUCGCUAUUACGCUCCAUACUAUCACAGAAAAGAGUUUUAUUUUGGACUGUGAAUAUGUCAUCUGUGACAAAGAGACUGAUAUUGUGGCGAGUUUCCAACAAUUUCAAAAUCGAGCAACAUUAGCGCCAUCCAUGAAACCCAUUAUUCGAGCAUUUGAUAUCCUUUAUCUCGAUAACCAACCUCUCACAGACUCUCCAUUAGAGUUCAGAAGAAUGGCAUUGGAAGGCAUUGUGUCCAAUAUUGAUAAUCCAGUUCUUAAAUUGUCAGAGGCAAAAGAUAUUUUCAUUCAUUCUACAGAUUCGAAAAAGAUUGUACACGAUAUUUAUGACAUUAUGAAUGAUUCUGUAGCCGCUAACUGUGAAGGACUCAUCAUCAAAUGCUUCUCUUCAAAAUAUGAAUUUGGCAAGAGAGGAUGGUACAAGCUGAAAAAGGAGUAUCUCAAUGGAGGGCUUUAUGACUCAAUAGAUCUAAUUGUUCUCGGUGCGAAGAAAGGUAAAGGUAAGAGAGCAGGAAUGUUUGGAUCUUUCUUGUUGGGCGCAAUCGACAACACCACCGGCAAAAUUCAAACUGUGUGCUUUGUUGGAUCAGGAUUGUCGACCGACACGCUUGAUACAUUAACUCAAGAGAGCCUUAAAACUACAUUCCAAGCCCAUUAA
This is a messenger RNA of Naegleria fowleri, 1227 nucleotides long. RefSeq lists its product as uncharacterized. Gene Ontology annotation, biological process: DNA recombination; DNA repair. The record is from RefSeq and is a predicted model, not a curated record. The coding region runs from base 1 to 1227 and encodes 408 amino acids. Gene Ontology annotation, molecular function: ATP binding; DNA ligase (ATP) activity. The transcript has 4 exons. Lineage: Eukaryota; Heterolobosea; Eutetramitea; Acrasida; Naegleriidae.